AUGGCGCCGAGCUCGAAACUACGCGCGUGUAUGGUCUGUUCAUUCGUCCAAUCAGCCGCUGGGUUCAAGAAGAUUGGCUGUCCUAAUUGCGAAGAAUUUUUAGAAUUGAAAGGUAACCCCGAGAAGAUCGUCGAAUGUACUUCUGGCACAUUCGAUGGCACGGUCGCCAUGAUGAACCCGAAAGAAUCAUGGGUAGCGAAAUGGCAGCGAAUCAACAGCCAUUGUCCAGGGCUCUAUGCCAUCCGGAUUACCGGGACUUUGCCUGAACACGUUCUCAUUGAUCUAGAACAUAAAGGUCUUGGUGCAAUUGCUCGGCAACGUGAAGAUGACUAA
This is a messenger RNA of Puccinia triticina, 333 nucleotides long. RefSeq lists its product as uncharacterized. Gene Ontology annotation, molecular function: zinc ion binding; RNA polymerase II complex binding. Gene Ontology annotation, biological process: regulation of transcription elongation by RNA polymerase II; positive regulation of DNA-templated transcription, elongation; mRNA processing. The record is from RefSeq and is a predicted model, not a curated record. Bases 1 to 333 code for a protein of 110 amino acids. The transcript is spliced from 3 exons. Gene Ontology annotation, cellular component: nucleus; DSIF complex. NCBI's taxonomy places the organism in Eukaryota, Fungi, Basidiomycota, Pucciniomycetes, Pucciniales, Pucciniaceae.